Messenger RNA from Branchiostoma belcheri (Belcher's lancelet), 1110 nucleotides. Its product is annotated as nicotinamide riboside kinase 2-like. Gene Ontology annotation, cellular component: cytoplasm. The record is from RefSeq and is a predicted model, not a curated record. The transcript has 7 exons. Bases 305 to 808 code for a protein of 167 amino acids. NCBI's taxonomy places the organism in Eukaryota, Metazoa, Chordata, Leptocardii, Amphioxiformes, Branchiostomatidae.
AAACGUGUUUUUGGCAUGAGUUCUAUUGUUUCUCUUUCAGUCUUUGCAAUGAUUCAGCGAACUGUGAUAUGGCAGUAGCCUCUACCUGGCUUCAGGUUAACUCCCCUGGCAUACUAUUCCCUUUAUUUUGACCAAUUUCUAGUAUUUUUCCAGCCAUCCGCGGUGCCUGACAGAGGCUAAUAACAUUGACAGCACUUCGUGCCAUCUACACCCUGCAAUAUGUUAUCAAUCCGCAAGUGUAUCCAAUGGUGGGAAGACCACCCUAAGCAGGCAGCUUGUGACAGCCAUCCCAAACUCUUGUCUCAUGCACCAGGAUACUUACUUUAAGGAGCCAGGUCAUGUCCAGAUAGAUCCUGAACAUGGCUGGAUGAUGUGGGAUGAGUUAUCAGCUGUACACAAUGAUGUCAUGCUGGAGGAUGUGAAGAGAUGGUUGGAGAACCCAGCAGCUUUCAGCCAAUCAGCAACCAGCACUGGAGACAGCACUGAUGUACAUGUCCUUCUUAUUGAGGGUUUCCUCAUCUAUAACUACAGGCCCUUAGAAAAAGUGUUUGAUGCAAGAUACAGCUUUGUUUUACCAUUUGAAGAGGCCAGGAGGAGAAGACUCUCCCGUACCUACACCCCCCCAGACUCUCCCGGUUUCUUUGAAGGUCACGUGUGGCCCAUGUACCUUAAGUACAAGAAUGAGCUUCUGGAUCUUAACAUACAGACAAUUGAUCUUGAUGGAACAAAACCAGUGGAGGAAAACUUUGAGAGGGUCAAAACAGACAUACUGGAUAUGAUCAAACAUCUAAAGGAUAGCCAGAUAUGAGACAACUACUUUGAACCAUAUUUAUUGCCAAAAAAGCAUAUUAAAUUAUUGCUAUUGCAGUACAGUACUUUCAUUCACACAACACAGUACAAUAUGUAUUCACGGUAAUGAUGCAAUUCUUUCAAGAAAGUCUUUGGGCAUAAUACAGGUUCAUAUAUACAUGUAAAUGUAUAGCGUAUCUACUACAGUAAAUUGGUAAGCUAAGCCAAUGUCAUUUUAUAGUAAAUGUAAAAAGUUGCAUUCAUUGUCUACCACAUAAUGUAAGCUUACCUCUAUCAAUCAAUCAAUCAAUCUAGAUAUUU